AUGAUUCGAGAGGAGGAAGAAGAACAGAAGAUGGGUUUGCUCAGUAAGAAAGAUUCUGAUGAUGAGCAUGGCUAUGGCUGGUCUCCGCUCGAUACGUUGGCGGAGGCAGCUUGUUUUAUUGCUGGCCAGAAAACGAAGGAAGAAAUUUUGGUACCUCCAAAGAAACGCUUCUCCAACUUCAACUUCUUGAAUGAUACGUCUGCUGGCCCUAGCAAUAUGUCUACUACUCCAAAAGAAGAAAACGGGCUCAUCAUAAGAGGAGAAGAAGAAGUCUCUCACUGCCCCAUCGAACAAGUCACAAAUUUACUUGAGGAAUAUCUAAUACUGAACUACCCUAAGAAACUAAGGUCGUCAUGUAAAAGUAUCACCAUAUUCGGCCAAAAGCUAAGCUGUGCUAAGAAGAAGAGAGCUAGCUUUUCCGACAUGGUAUCGGGCUUGAACGUGAAGAAAGACAUUAAGAUGAAAAAGAGGAGGGUGGUGGUGGCGGCAAAGAACAAGGGUAAGAAGGUCAAAUUCGACAACGACUUGCCUCCCCCUAACUUGCCUGAAGAAUUCAAGAGUUUGAUUGGAAAUAUGAACGGGACAAAUGUGCAAAGGUUGGUGCACAAGAGUUUGUUUGAGAGUGACAUAAAGAGCCAGCAAUGCAGGCUGCUGCUGCCUCGGCAGCAAACCAAAUCCACGACUUUCCUUGAACCCCAUGAGAAGUAUAUGCUAAGAAAUUAUGGGUUCCUUACAGUUCCAUUGAUAGACCCAAAGCUUAAGCAACAAGAAAUAAACUUGGGGUUGUGGAAUCCAAACAAAGCAAAGGAAUUCUAUGUGUUAAAAUCUCCCUGGAAACGCAUUGUGAGUGAGCAUGGACUAGACGUAGAUGAUGUGGUGGAGCUUUGGUCAUUCCGGGUUAAUCAUAACAACAAUGAGAUUAAUGGUGGCUACGACAACGGCGGUCAGCUUCAUUUUGCUCUUGUUUUGGUUGGGGAUGCUAUUAAAAAGGGAAGUGACAAAGAGGGUACUACUAGUUCUGCUAAUGAUGAAGGUAGUAGUAGUGUGAGCAACAAUUUAAUGGAUCAAUCUCUCCCGCCAAUAUCCCCCCCUGAAAAUCUUAUUAUUAAACUGAAAACUCCACUCCCGAUGCACAAUAGCAACCCCGGUGCACGAACACCCACAUCAUCAUCAUCAUCAUCAUCACUUUGUUAUAGAAGAGCUUGCGCUGGUAAAACAAAAAGAAGAGUAGGAAAAGGAAGAAGAAGCAACCCAGAUGACAACCAUGCCACUCUCACUGCUCUCAACUCCAAAGGCCGAUUCCCUAGAAAAUCCCUCGGCCAGCAUUAUAUGUUGGACUCUGAGAUCAACGAGCAGCUCACUGCUGCGGCCAAUGUUGGAGAAGGUGAUGUGGGGUUAGAAAUUGGGCCAGGAACAGGUUCUUUGACAAAUGUUCUUAUUAGUGCCGGUGCAUUUGUGCUCGCAGUUGAAAAGGAUCCACACAUGGCUACUCUUGUGAGUGAAAGAUUUGCAGAGACUGAACGGUUCAAGGUUUUGAAAGAGGACUUUGUCAAAUGUCACAUUCACUCACAUAUGUCAUCACUUUUGGGAAGUAUAGAGCAAUCUGGUGCAAAUUCAAGAUAUACAAAAGUAGUCGCUAAUAUACCCUUUAAUAUAAGUACCAAUGUAGUGAAACAACUUCUUCCAAUGGGUGACAUCUUUUCUGAUGUAGUUCUCUUACUCCAGGAGGAGACCGCUUUGCGCUUGGUAGAAUCAUCUUUGCGGACAUCUGAGUACCGCCCCAUCAAUAUCUUAGUCAAUUUCUAUUCAGAUCCUGAAUUCAUAAUUAAGGUUCCAAGGACAAACUUUUUUCCUCAGCCUAAUGUUGAUGCUGCUGUUGUUAAAUUUAAGCUGAAGCAACCUGCACACUACCCCCCAGUGUCCUCGACUAAAAGCUUCUUCUCAAUGGUCAAUUAUGCUUUUAAUGGGAAACGCAAGAUGUUGAGGAGAUCACUUCAGCACAUAUGCACGCCCCUGGAGAUUGAAAAUGCUUUAGGAAAUGUUGGUCGUCCUUCCACGUCAAGACCAGAAGAGCUCUCCAUGGAUGAUUUUGUGAAGUUGCAUAAUUUGAUUGUGAAAGUAUAA
Prunus armeniaca (apricot) is the source of this 2124-nucleotide messenger RNA. The record is from the annotation of a GenBank genome assembly. NCBI's taxonomy places the organism in Eukaryota, Viridiplantae, Streptophyta, Magnoliopsida, Rosales, Rosaceae.